Messenger RNA from Pimephales promelas (fathead minnow), 1655 nucleotides. It is a transcript of the gene mrpl16, whose product is annotated as mitochondrial ribosomal protein L16. The record is from RefSeq and is a predicted model, not a curated record. Lineage: Eukaryota; Metazoa; Chordata; Actinopteri; Cypriniformes; Leuciscidae. Gene Ontology annotation, cellular component: ribosome; mitochondrial large ribosomal subunit. Gene Ontology annotation, molecular function: rRNA binding; structural constituent of ribosome. Gene Ontology annotation, biological process: mitochondrial translation.
GGCUUCAUUUACUGCAUCAACCUGCUAAAUACUUAAAAAUAGCAUUUGUAACAAUAUGGAAAAUGGAACCUUUAAAAAUUAGAUUAUUACGUUAAAUUACGCAAUUAAGAGGCGUCCAGUUAUCAUCUCAGAGACUAAAUGUGGCAUGUUUGUGUAAAAUGUCUCUUUUUAUAGGAUGAUUUUUAAAGAGUGGAUUUAAAAUGUAUGUUCACAUUUUGAGAAAAGUUGUAGGACAUUGGGAAAUCGCACGCAUAAAGCAAGCAUGCAUAUUGUAUAUAAUUGUAUUUAUAAAAUGGAGAGGUUGUAGUAUGUCCUGAUUUUAUAGCACUUUGCACGUUUUUAAACUUUUAUUUAUUUAAUUAUUUUCUUUCAAACUACAACCAUCUGGAAUAAAUCUCGGUUAACUGUAAACAUGUGGAACUUGAGCGCGACUGUUUCCACCGGAUGACUUUCACCAACACACACCGGAUGUUGAUCAAACAUGGCAGCGACCUUGCGGAUCCAUGAGACUCUGAUGUGAAUUUUAUAAUUGAGAAGAAAUGAAGAUUUUUACACGUUUGUGUUGUGUAUAAUCAGUCAUGUUCUCAGCACUAAAGAAUGUAUUUUUGGGCUUUGCCCGGACAUCAAGCCAGCCAGAUGUCCUGCAGAGCAGCAUGAAGGUGGUGUCAGCGGGACUGAGGUCUUACCCAGUUCCUCCAGAUUACAGCGACGUGGUUCUACCGGAGAAGCCGAAACUCAAGUUCCUGGACAAGGUCCCGAGUUUGAAACAAGCCAAGAAGGAGAUGAAGAAGCUGCGGGACAUCCAGGGGCCGGCCCAGAGCUCCAACACCUUCACCAGGGGACAGUACGGCAUCGUGGCUCUGGGCGGCGGGUACUUGCACUGGGGUCACAUGGAGAUGAUGCGUCUCACCAUUAACCGGCGCAUGGACCCCAGCACGACCUUCGCCCUGUGGCGCUUCCGGGCCCCGUUCAAGCCCAUCACGCGGAAGGGCAUGGGUCAGCGCAUGGGCGGCGGCAAGGGCGCCAUCGACCACUACGUGACCCCGGUGAAGUGUGGCCGGCUGGUCCUAGAGGUCGGAGGUCGCGUGGAGCUGCCCGAAGUCGAGCCGGUGCUCACAGAAGUGGCCAAGAAGCUUCCCUUCCCAGCAAAGGUGGUGAGCAGAGAGAGUCUGGCGGCGCUGUACCAGGAUCAGGCUGAACGCGAGAGCAAUAACCAGAACCCCUGGAGCUUCGAGCGGGUCGCGAGGGCCAACAUGCUGGGCCUUCGGAAAGUCCUGAGUCCGUUCGACAUGCGCCAUCACGGCCGCUACGCUGGGAAGUUUUUCUACCCCGCACGCGUGUAGUGUGUGUGUGUGUGUGUUCAGAGAUAACACUGCAGAACUGAUGAACACACACGCCAGCAGGAUGUGUGUGUGUGUGUGUGUGUGUGUGUGAUAAUAUUCAGAUCAAUAUCACUGUUUAUGAGUGUUCUGUUAUUCACUUAUCAUCACACCUGCUCUGUGGGAUAAAACGCGCACACACACACACACACACAGACUCAUCACCUUUUUACUUCAUGUUCUCUUUUCUCACACAUGCUUUUGUUUGUGAGGAGAUGUGUGCUGUGUGAAUGUUAAAUAGUAUGUAAGUCAAAUAAAUUUGGUUUCUUUGCCGUU